CCGAAGGCGUGUGUCUUCCACACUUCAAUAUCCAAUAUUCACAACUCAUAUAGUUUCAUUUCACAUAUUUAGAUCUAUGGCAGAAAUUCAGCACCACCAUGCAGCUACACUAGCACGUAGUGAAUCAAAAGUGUACAGCAUGGAUGUUGAAAAAAAAGGAGAAGAAGAAAAUGAUGAAAAAGAUUAUACACAAAGAGCACAAUGGCUUAGGGCAGCUGUUUUAGGUGCUAAUGAUGGUUUACUCUCAACAGCAUCCCUAAUGAUGGGUGUUGGUGCCGUUACAAAAGAUGUUAAGACAAUGAUUCUAACUGGAAUUGCUGGUCUUGUAGCUGGUGCAUGUAGCAUGGCAAUUGGUGAAUUUGUGUCUGUCUAUUCACAAUAUGAUAUUGAAUUUGCACAAAUGAAAAGACAAGGAAACAUUUCUCAAAAAGAUAAAUUGCCUAACCCUUAUUAUGCUGCUUUUGCUUCGGCCAUCGCUUUUGCGGUCGGCGCCUUUGUGCCGCUACUCGGCGCGGCGUUUGUGAAAGAUUAUAAGGUGAGGUUGGGAGUAGUGGUUGGUGUUGUUAGCCUUGCUUUGUUUGGCUUUGGAUUGUUGAGUGCUGUUCUUGGGAAAGCACCCUUGGUGAAGUCUUCUUUGAGGGUUUUGAUUGGUGGAUGGCUUGCUAUGUCUCUUACUUUUGGUUUAACUAAGCUUGUAAACCAUGUUGUAGUUUGAUCAUUUUGAUCAACUUUAAAUCUUUCUUUCCAUGGUACUUAAUUUGUAAUUUUAUUCCACGUACAUCUUCCUUUUGUUAUAAGAUAAGUUUAGUUUGAUGAUAUGAACAUUUCUUAUUUUUGUUAA
This is a messenger RNA of Medicago truncatula (barrel medic), 841 nucleotides long. Its product is annotated as vacuolar iron transporter homolog 4. Gene Ontology annotation, molecular function: manganese ion transmembrane transporter activity. The coding region runs from base 77 to 715 and encodes 212 amino acids. The record is from RefSeq and is a predicted model, not a curated record. The transcript has a single exon. Gene Ontology annotation, biological process: intracellular manganese ion homeostasis. Lineage: Eukaryota; Viridiplantae; Streptophyta; Magnoliopsida; Fabales; Fabaceae.